AUGGGAAAUAUUGAGGAUAAUAAUUCGAAAAAAAAGAAAUCUGGAAUUUCGGCUUCAUAAUUUGGAGAUAUUUUUAUUAAAACUGAUAAACAAUAUUAUUUCUCAGGUGAAGUUGUUUAUGGUAUAAUUGAUAUUUAAAAUUAUGUAGGAAAUAUCUAUUUAAAUGUAGUAAGGGAUGGAUAUCCAGGAUGUAUUGUUUAUUUGAAAGUUUCAGGCAAAGAGAAAUGCAAAUGGACAGAAACAAAAACACGUACAUCAACUGAUGAAGAAGGUAAUACUUCCGAAAGCACAAUUACUCGUACAUAUACUGGGAAGUCAAAUAUUUAUUAACAUAAGUUGGAAUUGCAUAAUUUUUAAACUCCUUCACUACCAUAAGGUUAAUUUGUUUUUCCUUUUUUAUUUUAACUUUUCUCUCAUCUACCUGGUUCAUUUUAUGAAAAGGAUUUAGCAUAAAUUAGCUAUAAAGUGAAAGCUGUUGUUUUAUCUAAGAAAUCCUCUUAUAAUUGUAUUAUUAACAGUCAAAGAUUAAUCAUAAGAGAACCUAUACGAUAAAAUAAAAAACCUUUGAUUGGUCAAAUGUAGGUACAUUCCCAGAAUUGUUGUUUUCCAAGUGAUGAAGUAUUAAAUACAUUCUAUUUAUAGGCUUGUCAUGUAAAUUGUAGUAUUGAUAAACUUAAUUAUCUUCCAGGAGAUGCAGCAUAGUUAGAAAUUACCAUUGAUAAUUCAAGCUUAGAUGAACAAGUGAAUUCCAUUUCUAUACUUUUAUUGAAUACUUUGACAUUAACAGAUGAUAAAGGUCAUUAAAAGAUCUAAAAUGGAAUUGUUGUAUAGAAAGUGAUAUAAGGAGUUCCAUCAAGAGGUAAGGAUAAAAAGAAUGUACAGUUUAUUUUGCAAAAUAAUAAAUCACCUUAAGAAUUAUAACCAUCAGCAAAUGGCCAUUUAGUCAAUUCAGUUUAUUCAUUAUAGAUUAAGAUUAAUUUAGAUUGUAUAAAACUUUUAUAUUUUAGCUGAUUCAUGCUGUUGUAAAGAGGAUCCAUCAAUUAAUUUUCCUAUUUAGAUUGUUGCUCAAGUGCCUAAGUUAAAUCCAAUUGUAGAAGAACCUCCUAAUUGGAAUCCUUAAGUUUUUGAAGUAUAAAAGGUCUAUCUUACUGAUAGAAAUAAGGAAAAAGUUGAUAAUUAAGAUGGAUCAAAUGCACAAAAUUUUAAGUUUUAAUCUUAUAAUAGAAAUUAAAUAUAGGUUAUGUAGUAGCAAAUGAAGGAAUGA
Messenger RNA from Paramecium primaurelia, 1264 nucleotides. The record is from the annotation of a GenBank genome assembly. NCBI's taxonomy places the organism in Eukaryota, Ciliophora, Oligohymenophorea, Peniculida, Parameciidae.